AAAACGUGGAAUACUGGAAAAAUAAUGUUGGCCCUUGCGAAAAUGAUCAAAUUCAUUUCAAUGAUGGAAAAAUUACCACAGUACUGAUUGCUAAUGAUUUACAUUCGCAAAAAAUUGAUCUUCCUAGUAAUGGAAUUUUAUUUUUCGAUGAAAUGACGGAACUGGGAAAAUUGGGCAGCUGGCAGUGUGGGAGGAGGAAGAAUGCGGAAGAAGUAUAUUUCAAACAAAGUCCAUCAUUGGGUUUCUAUAAUGGAUCAAACUGGAUAGUAUCUAAAAACGGAUUUCAAUUCCGCCCAGCGUUACAUGCCCUUCAGGUACCAUCAUCUCAGGACACCGCAACAAUUCUAUCGGAUAGUGCUACUCGAAUAUUGUUCGAAGAUUUUGUUACAGUUGGUGCAUUAAUAUUAGCUGGUCAGGUAGGAGUUACAAUUACCUCCUGCUUUUCUAAUUUUAUUUUUCAAGCAUAG
Molecule: messenger RNA, 467 nt
Organism: Acanthocheilonema viteae
Lineage: Eukaryota; Metazoa; Nematoda; Chromadorea; Rhabditida; Onchocercidae
Source: the annotation of a GenBank genome assembly